Molecule: messenger RNA, 2327 nt
Organism: Arabidopsis thaliana (thale cress)
Lineage: Eukaryota; Viridiplantae; Streptophyta; Magnoliopsida; Brassicales; Brassicaceae
Product: tRNA (met) cytidine acetyltransferase, putative (DUF616)
Exons: 10
Coding region: 363-1838 (491 amino acids)
Source: RefSeq, marked reviewed
UCAAAAAUAACGUAGAGAUCGAAAUACACUGAAUCGUUGACAAAUCCCAAAACAUGCACUAAAUGUUUUACCGCAGAUCGAAGAAGGGAUCAUCAGUGUAAAAAUUUGGCGUCGCAUUCACAAAACUAUUUAUCGAAAUCCCAGAAACGAAUUUGGAACAUAGUGCGUUAAUCAUUCAAAAGGUCUUUGUUAUUGAAAAAUCGAUUCUUUGUUCUGGUUUGGAUCUGAGAAAGUGUCGAUAUGAGAGUUCGAUCUAGAGGGUUUAAGAGACAAUGAGUGGAAUGUCCUUUGGACUUGAGAGUUAUGGCUUACUCAAACCUUGAGCUUUUGAGUCUGCAUUAUCUUCUUCUUGUUUCUUCACAAUGCUCACUUCUAAUUCUAAAGAGAAGGAAAGGUCUCUCUCCUUCUUAUGUUGCUGGUACUUAGGUCGUCGACGAGUUGCUAUGCUUCUACUUCUCAGCCUUGCUUUUGUUGUCUUUGUGUUGGGUUCCUACACUAUCAACAAAGAGAGCAAUAGUCCAAAUAUUCAUCAGAGUAUUGAGACGAUGGAUUUUGGAAGCAACCAAACACCGAUAAGUAGAGAAUUGACUUCUUUCUAUACAAAGGAGUCUGAUAAUGAUCAUGUUAGAGAUCCUUUUUUGUGGAAUGGCAUUGGAGGAAGUGAUGUAGACGUCAACCAUCCUCCUCCAUUCUUACCUUCAUGGCAUCACCAUCCGUGUGAUAGUUUUUCUUUUCCUCCUCCUCCACCACCUGGAAUGAGAAGGCCUGGUCCACGCCCUUGUCCGGUAUGCUACCUACCUCCAGAAGAGGCCUUAGCACAUAUGCCAAAGUAUCCAUUUGAAUCUCCCUUGCUCAAGAAUUUGACAUAUAUACGUGAAGAGAGUCCUGUAAAACCUGAAGAAAGUGAAGGAGGCUCUGAAUUCGGAGGUUAUCCUUCUCUCGAGCAUAGGACUAACUCUUUUGACAUAAAAGAGUCCAUGACAGUGCAUUGCGGGUUUAUUAAAGGAACAAAACCGGGCCACCAAACUGGAUUUGACAUCGAUGAGGAUAUCCUUCAUGAGUUGGACCAGUCCCAUGAUGUGAUUGUCGCGUCAGCGAUAUUUGGAAAGUAUGACAUAAUUCAAGAACCGGUGAACAUCAGUGAAAUGGCGAGGAAGAACAUCCCAUUCUACAUGUUUGUUGAUGAAGAAACACAUUUAUACCUUAAGAACACGUCGAGUUAUACAGACGAUAACAAGAGAGUGGGAUUGUGGAGGAUCAUUGUUGUACAUAAUGUCCCUUAUACCGAUGCACGGCGUAAUGGAAAGGUUCCGAAGCUUUUAUUGCAUAGAUUAUUCCCAAAUGUCCGGUACUCUAUAUGGGUUGAUGCAAAGCUCCAGCUUGUUGUAGAUCCAUAUCAAAUCCUUGAAAGGUUCUUGUGGAGAACGAAUUCUAGUUUUGCAAUCUCGAGACAUUACCGACGUUUUGAUGUGUUUGUAGAGGCUGAAGCGAAUAAGGCCGCAAGAAAGUACGACAAUGCCUCAAUAGAUUACCAAGUAGAGUUCUACAAGAAGGAAGGUUUAACACCUUAUACGGAGGCUAAGCUUCCAAUAACAAGUGAUGUCCCUGAAGGUUGUACCAUCAUAAGAGAACACAUACCGAUCACAAACCUUUUCACAUGUGUAUGGUUCAACGAGGUAGAUCGGUUUACUUCAAGAGAUCAGCUAAGCUUUGCAAUUGCGAGAGACAAAAUAAGAGAGAAAGUUGAUUGGAGCAUCAAUAUGUUCUUGGACUGUGAAAGACGCAACUUUGUGAAACAGGUAAAAGCAGAGGAAACUACAGUUUUGUUUCGGUUUUGAUUUGUGAAAACCUGAGACUUGUUUAUCCUUGAUGACAGGUAUAUCAUAGAGACGUUUUGCUGACCAUGAAACCUCCUCGAGCUUCUUCUAGAGUUCUUCCCGAGCCACUGGUUUUACCACGUGGAAGAUUAGCCGGUGGUAGAGCCACGCCGGGUAAGAAGACUCCGGGACAACGCGGGAAAAGGCGUCACCGGAAAGUUUCAGCCGGUGGCAGAAACAUGUGAUAGAGAGAGAGAUUCCACACUUUUUCUUCUGCAAGAUUUGUUUUUGAUGCAAUAUUUUUUGGCUCUUAUUCUAUUACAUACAGUUCAAAGUAGUUUUUUUUUUUUUUGUGUGUGCACAAUUUCAAAGUAGGUAGAAGAAACAAAUCUCGUGAGUUUCUGUCAAAAGAACCAAAGUGUGGUUUUCAAAUUUUGCCCUCUAACUAAAAUUAACUGAUAAAUAUUUGGCCAAUUUGAUUAUAUAUAAUUUUUGUAAACCAUUAUUAUU